UACAUACAUAUACACAGCUUGUACGUGCAUUUCUGUAUGUAUUUCACAGGACCAAGACCAUUGCCAAUUUUAGGAAAUUUGCUAGAUUUGGCGAGAGCAUCGGACAAUAUGAUCCAAACAUUUGGCGUGUUAGCAGAAAAAUAUGGAGAAAUAUACACUGUAAAAAUGGGGUCGAAAAAAACUGGUAGACGAAAAUAAUUUAAAGAUUUACAUGAAAAUUUAGUAAACUACUUUCUGAAUUUAAAAAAUUGCGUAGUUAUUUUAACCUCAAAAGAAGCCAUCCAAACGGUUCUCUCCAAUGACGCUUCAAACGGUCGUGACAGAUCGGGAACAUUUGCGGAUCGAUGUUGGAAUAAAAAUUUAGGAAUUGUCACCUCCGAAGGAGAACUUUGGGAAAAAUCAAAAAUUUGGACGUUUAAAACUUUAAAGGAACUUGGAUUUGGAAAAUCGUUUGACAUAGAAAAUUUUAUCCGUGUAAUUAUUUUAUUUAAAAAAAUAUCCAAAAAAUGGGUUUACAUAUUUAUUUCUUCAUUAAAUUUUAGACUGCAUCGGAAUCCUUAUUUUCUGAAAUUGACAACAAAAUGGAGACCUGUGGUAGCAUCGGGGUCGGUUUGCUAUUUAACAAGUCGAUCCUGGCCAUCAUGUGGCAAAUGAUAGUUGGUCGCCUUUCACGAGAGGAUGAACCCCUUAUCGACACCUUGUCUGAAAAGGGGAACAAAUUUGCACAAAGUAGCCUUUUUGGUGCGGGGAUCGUUAAUGUCUUCCCGUUUUUGAGAUUCGUCUUCCCAAAUUUGCUAGGAUAUAAUAUGCAAAUGGAUUUCUUCAAUACGUGUAAUAAAGUUGCGAAGGUGAGGAACGAAUGUAAUUAAGAACGAACAUUGCAUAAAUAACAGAAUAGCCAUCCCAACUUAAAAAAAUCUGUUCUGUCCUACGAACAGUACGAACAGAAACAAAUACAAAAUUCUGAAGUCUUUUACCAGAAACCGUAAAUAAUUAAUAAAUUAAAUAUAAUCUCAAUUAUGUAAGUAAGCUUCUACUUUUUAAAGGACCUCUUCUUGGAAUCGGAGGCAAGACAAAAACUGAAGCAAUCUUUCGAACCGGCUACAAAUUUGCGGGACGCUUUUGUCCAGAAUUGUGCAAGGGAGCCGAAAAUAUUUAGUUGUAUGUGCAUAAAACCGUAAUUAUGCGUAAUUAAUUUUCUAAUUUAAAAAAUUUGGUAAUAUAGGCGAAAAUUUCCAACUCAUAUUUCAAGACUUGCUUUUGGCCAGUACCGACACGACAAGCUCCUUCAUGGAGGCAGCGCUCCUUUAUCUCGUUUCGUACCAAGAUGUCCAGGAGAAAAUUUAUCGUGAAAUAAUGCAAAUAUGUCCGGAUGGGAGUUUUCUGAAUUUUUUGGAUAGAAAACGGUAAAUAAAUUUUAUCUUACAAAUCUGAAUCCUUUAAUAAUGUUGUGUGGAAAUUUCCAGAAUGCCGUAUACGCAAGCAUUUUUUCUCGAGACCCAUCGCAAAUCACGACUCGCACAAAAUUUUGUUCCGAGAAGAGCAUUAAGAGAUUUCAAGUAUAAGGAGUACACAAUUAAAAAGGACACCGUAAUCAUUCCCGAUAUUCGAUUGUAUUACGAGGACAAGAACAUUUGGCAAGAUCCGGGAACAUUUAAUCCUGAAAGAUUUAUUAAUUCGGAUGGAAAUCUUGUUAAUGCUGACGCCAUCAUUUCCUUUUCUUUUGGAAAACGAGCAUGUCCGGGAGAAAAUCAUGCCAACAUUUUGUCCUUCCUUCUUCUCACCUCAAUCGUACAAACAUACAAAUUAAGCGUUCCACAGGGCGAACCCAAGCCAAGACUGGAUAUGAAACCAGGCUUCGCACAAAAACCGUUCCCAUUCAAGGUUCAUUGUGGCCGAAGGUAA
Molecule: messenger RNA, 1905 nt
Organism: Folsomia candida
Lineage: Eukaryota; Metazoa; Arthropoda; Collembola; Entomobryomorpha; Isotomidae
Product: cytochrome P450 2K4
Exons: 3
Coding region: 1468-1905 (145 amino acids)
Biological process (GO): xenobiotic metabolic process
Cellular component (GO): intracellular membrane-bounded organelle; cytoplasm
Molecular function (GO): oxidoreductase activity, acting on paired donors, with incorporation or reduction of molecular oxygen, reduced flavin or flavoprotein as one donor, and incorporation of one atom of oxygen; heme binding; iron ion binding
Source: RefSeq, a predicted model, not a curated record